Gadus macrocephalus (Pacific cod) is the source of this 2662-nucleotide messenger RNA. RefSeq names its product general transcription factor IIIC, polypeptide 4 (gene gtf3c4). The transcript is spliced from 5 exons. Lineage: Eukaryota; Metazoa; Chordata; Actinopteri; Gadiformes; Gadidae. Gene Ontology annotation, molecular function: histone acetyltransferase activity. The coding region runs from base 54 to 2453 and encodes 799 amino acids. Gene Ontology annotation, cellular component: transcription factor TFIIIC complex. The record is from RefSeq and is a predicted model, not a curated record. Gene Ontology annotation, biological process: transcription initiation at RNA polymerase III promoter.
ACGCGUCCCAGCCUCACUGCCUCCUCCUGACGUCACUUCCCACACACGAAAAUAUGGCGGCGGCCGUAUCUUCGGUUUCUACUGCUGUACAAAUGCAAGAAAGUGUGGUUUUUAAGACCGAGCCAGAAGCCGAUGACGUGACCAACCCGGAUUUAGGAGCGGUGCUGAAACGGGACCCCGUGGUCACGUUGAUUUGUCCGCUGAGCGGAAUACAGCCGGUGACAUGGGCACAGGACCACCGGAUUGCUGUCUCCACCACUGGUGCUGUGGCGUUGAUCGAACUGGUGUGUGACGUCCACAGCAACAAACAGGACAUGACCAUGCAAAGGACGUCAAUCCCCGUGCGGCAGGAUGUCCUCCAGCUAAAGGUGGGGCCUGCAGAGGAGCUCGCCAGAGCCAGAGACAAGUUCUCCUCCCACCCGGACCCCACCAUCAACCAGGCCUUCAUGACCGACCGCGUCAUCAACCCCCACGUGGGAACCCACAGGGGCGUUAAGUACACCAGCUGGUCCCCGCUGGGUUGCGACGCCAGCGGCCGCUGCCUCCUGGCCAUCCUCUCCCUGGACCAACGCCUCACCGUCCACAACAGCGUCAAGCGCCUGGAGUGGAACAUGCUCGCCGACCUCACGGACUCGUACUCGCGCAGGCUAGCGGAGCGCAACUACUCCCGUAAGAACUCCGCCGACGACGACGACUCGGCGUCGCCCGCCGCCCCGGCCGCGGAGAACCUCCUCAACCUGGAGGAGCUCCGGCGGCGCUUCCGCAUGCAGACGCCACUGCGCAUGGAGUGGUCCAGCGUGUACACGGUCAAGCACCUGGCGGCGGACCACGCCUGCCGCGAGGCGGAGAUGGUGCUGCUGGCCGUGCUGAUGGAGAACGGUGACAUGGUGCUGUGGCAGUUCGACCUGCCCUUCGCGCCGGGCUCGGCACCCACGGUCUACGACGUCAUCGAGUCGGGCGUGCCGGGCCCCACCGAGGUGGCGUGGUGGGAGUACGACGGCGGUGACCGCCGCAUGAGCGGGCUGAUCGUGGGCAGCGACGUGGGCCCGGUGAAGAUCCUGCCCGUCAACAUGGCGCGGGUCAAGGGGUACUUCACGCUGCGCAAGCCGGUGGUCCUGUGGCCGGAGGAGGACCGGAUCCCCGUGGAGAACAUCCGCUGCGUGCCCAUGUUCCACCCGGUGCAGAAGACCCCCUGCAGUCUGGUGCUGGCCUCGCGCGGCUGCUACGUCUUCUGGUGCCUGCUGAUGAUCUCGCCGGCGGGGCUCAACGUGUUCAACGCGCACAUCCCCGGCCUGCACUCGCUGCCCAUCGUGUCGCUGGUGGCCACGCGGCGGGGCGGCGUCGCGGUCUACACCUGCUCCAUGGACGGCGCGGUGAAGAAGCUGGUGCCGCGCUUCACGGACGCCGGCGCCAUGGUGUUCAGCCAGGAGGACGCGCUGCCGCCGGACACCUUCCCCGGCCGCCGCACGCUGUCCAUCGCCGUCAGCCCCAACGGCGCCUACCUGGCCCUGGCCAACACCCAGGGCAUGGUGGGCGGCUACCACCCGGCGGAGAAGACCUACCAGGUGAACUUUGUCAGCCUGAAGACGACGGAGACGGCGACGGCGCUGCUCCUCAAGUCCCCGGCGCAGAGCCUCUACCGGAUGGCCGACCUGCUGGACCUGGUGCGCUGGACGGUGCUGCGGGACAAGGCCCUGCCCCCGGCCCUGAUGGACGCCGUCGACGAGAAGACCCGCGGCUCGGACUCGGCCUACUUCUGGCGGUUCAAGCUCUUCCUGCUGCGCAUGCUCCUGCUGUCGCUGCAGAAGAAGCCGGCGGACCCUCGGUGGAAGCCGUCCCAUAAGCACUCAAAGGCCUUCUUCAGGGACGAGGACGAGGAGGACGACGAGGCAGAGGAGGAGGAGGAGGAGGUGGAGGAGGAGACGGCGGAAGGCGGGGAGGCUGGGUCGACGCGCGCGCGGCCGGGGGUGAAGGUGGAGGACGCCGGGCAGCGCAUGGCGGAGCUGAAGGCGGAGAUGAAGGUGGUGGAGGCCCACCUGAUCAAGGAGCACAUGAAGAAGGUCCUUGGGGAUGUGUACCUCAACAUCUGGUCGGCCGUGAACACCAGCGUCCCCACCAGCGGUCUGGUGGACUACCUCUCUGAGGGGCCGGGGGACCGGGAUGCAGAGGUGCUGAUCGGCCACAUUAAGAAGAAGAUGCAGAAGCAGAAGUUCCCGGAGCGCUGUAGCCUCUGUGCGGAGGUGCUGCCCUUCUCCGACUUCAAACAAACCGUCUGUCAGAACGGACACCUCUGGCAGAGGUGUGUGUUAUCAUAUCAGACCUGCCAGGCUCUCACGUUUAAGCGAUGCCUGCUGUUGGACAGCAUUGCUGCGGAGCCUGAGGAUGAUGCUCCAGAGUGGAUUAAGAAGAUCCUGAAAGGACCGUGUCCGUACUGUGACUCCCCAAUGAUUUAGGAGAACCAGGACCGUCAUCACGGAAGCAAAGUAUGCUAUACGCAAAACACGCUAGCCCGGAGUUUCGAUCAGGAACCUCUUCCAGCACUUGUUAGUUUGACUACAGAAAGUAUUUUUAUUUUUUUAACAUUUUAUUGAGGCCUGUACUCUUCCUUUGAUUGGUGACUUCAGAUAUUACCGAAAUAAAGCUAUAUAUUUUUGUAUUUAAA